UCUCUUGUGUUGACAAACGUUACGUCACUACGCGGUGUCGUUAGGUGGGGCGGGGGCUGUGUUGUUGCUAUCGUCUUGUUGCGGGGGGACGCGAAGACUCCUUCACACCAUUCAGAUUUGGAUUAAACAACGGAUACCAUUUAUAUCAUCAACUCCGUAAAGGAUCCCGCUGUUUGCCAAUCUCGAGUCAACAUGGGGAGCUGUUUAACUGUGGGGCCGAACGAAGCUCUGGUGGUCUCCGGUGGUUGUUGUGGCUCUGAUACAAAGACCUACGCUGUGGGAGGCUGGGCCUGGGCUUGGUGUCUCAUCUCGGACACCCAGAGGAUAACCCUGGAGAUCAUGACUCUGCAGCCCCGAUGUGAGGACGUGGAGACAGCAGAGGGGGUAGCCAUCACGGUCACAGGUGUGGCUCAGGUGAAAGUCAUGACGGAGCAUGACUUACUGGCAGUAGCUUGUGAGCAGUUCCUGGGUAAAUCAGUCAUGGAAAUCAAAGCUGUGGUUCUGCAGACUUUGGAGGGACAUCUGCGCUCCAUUCUAGGUACCUUGACUGUAGAGCAGAUCUAUCAAGACAGAGACCAGUUUGCUAAACUGGUGAGGGAGGUAGCAGCUCCCGACGUGGGCAGGAUGGGCAUCGAGAUUCUCAGCUUUACCAUUAAGGAUGUGUACGAUAAACUGGAUUACCUGAGCUCCCUUGGGAAGACCCAGACUGCGGCUGUCCAGAGGGACGCAGACAUCGGCGUGGCUGAGGCAGAGAGGGAUGCUGGGAUACGGGAAGCCGAGUGUAAGAAGGAGAUGAUGCACGUCAAAUUCCAGGCUGACACCAAGAUGGCGGAUUCCAAACGAGAACUGGAGCUGCAGAAAGCUCAUUUCAACCAGGAAGUCAACACCAAGAAAGCAGAGGCCCAGCUGGCGUACGAGCUGCAGGCAGCCAAGGAGCAGCAGAAGAUCUGCCUGGAGGAGAUUGAGAUCGAAGUGGUGCAGAGGAAGAAGCAGAUCACCAUUGAGGAGAGGGAGAUAGAGCGGACGGACAAGGAGCUCAUCGCCACAGUCAAGAGGCCCGCUGAGGCAGAGGCCUACAAAAUGCAGCAGCUGGCCGAGGGGCAGAAGACGAAGACGGUGCUGAUAGCUCAGGCUCAGGCAGAAAAGAUCAGGAAGAUCGGCGAGGCGGAGGCUUCCUCCAUCGAAGCCGUGGGCAAGGCGGAGGCUGAGAAGAUGAGACUGAAGGCUGAGGCCUACCAGCAGUACGGAGAGGCAGCCAAGACCGCUCUGGUCCUCGAGGCCCUGCCUACGAUUGCUUCCAAGGUGGCUGCGCCGUUAGCCAAGACCAAUGAGAUCGUCAUGCUCAGUGGGGACGGCAACCGCCUGACCGGCGAGGUGAACCGCCUUUUGGCUGAACUUCCUGUGUCUGUCAACGCUCUCACUGGGGUGGAUUUGUCAAAGAUCCCGUUGCUGCAGAAGAUGACCGGUGCUCAAGCCUGAAAACCCACUCCUCCACAUGACUCCAGUAUCUCUUGUAUGCACUCUGAUAGACUGCCUUUAAUACACUUGAAGAAUUUUGUUGUUUUAUACGUAUAUAUAUACUGUAAACCAAGUGAAUUUUGGAAACCUCUGGUGCCUUACUUUAUACAGGGCCAGAAUAUCUGCAUGCACUGCUGCUCAUGAGUUUUUUUGAUUUUGUGUUAACAUGGGAACAUUUUGUGUAGGUUAGAUUCAUAGUAACACCUAAUCUUCUGUAUUUAUACAUAGAGGUCCUGCUUUUUCAGACCACGGGGCCUCUGCUCUCACUUUUUACAUUCCGUACGUCGCAGGCCUUUGUUGUUUUAUACACCUCUUUCUUUAUCGUUAGACACGUCUGCAUUCCCUAGGUACCAUUAAUCUUUUCUUGUAGAGCUUUCUUUGUAUUCUACAUGUUCUAAUAUUUAACGAUUUGUUAUUUAUUUUGUGUCACGGAUUGAUUCUUACAAUGCAACAGGUGCUCAGAAUCUUAAAAGAAGCCCCUCUCACUGUGCAAAGUUUGUCUGUUCCCCUGAAAUAAGUUGAAUUCUCAACAAACUGUCGAUGUCAGGCAUGAUACACAUGCUUAUUAUUUACAUGCUGGCAGGAAAACGGGAAGCAAAAUCUGAUCUUGUGCUGAUGUGGUUAGCUUGUUAUGUGUUCCUUUAAUAUUCAGUGGAAAACUGUUAGUAGUUUCGGCGUGGAGUUGUGUGAGUUAUGUUUAUAUUUGGGGGGGAAAAGCUUCAUGUGAAUAGAUUCUAAAAAUGAAAGGCCGAACAGCGAUGCCAAAUAGAAUAGGUUGUCUUUUAAUUUGUAUCGUCAUUAUCAGAAGGACUUGGGAUACUGUACAGUUUAUCUGAUGUGUCAUUUCAUACUACAAAUACCUGUAGAUGCUGAGUCAUGUUCGACAGGGCGCGUCAACAAACCAAACUCCUACACUUUACACAGAAACACACUUUCUGUUCAAUGUUUGCACACGUUUGCAUUGAUUUUUUUUGUAAUAACUGUGACAUAAAAAAAUAGGACCUUUUAGCACAGCGCUUUAACCUAUCAAACAAUGUUUUGUCUGUUUUAAAUAAGUGAUAUUGCUGUUUGUAAAUGUUCAAUGCUUUUUUUCUCGUUUUUUUGGGGGUCCAAAGCACCAAAUGUUAAAAAGGGAUAGUUCAGAUGUUUAGAAGUGUGGUUGUAUGAGCUACUUCUCCGUAGUCAGUGUGUUAGCUACGGUAGAUGGCGGUCGGCACGCCCCCAGUUUGGAGAAACAGACAGGAGUACCGAUACAGAAGCUGAGCGAUGUCCUGCUGUGGGACGGUGGGCAGCAGCUAAACGGAUUUUAGACACCUAAAAAAAAAAAAAAAAGCCACCAGACUCCAUUGACAAAAACAGUAAUUUUGCCUCAAAACCAAGGGAGUUGCUGGUCUACUGCUGCCUCCACUGGUUAGUUAGUUUGUGUUAUUGUGUGACUUAACUGAAUCUGAACUAACAAUUUUCAAACACCAAAAUCACACAAUAGCACAAACUAACUAACUGAUGGAGGCAGCGGUUAGAGCAGCAACUCCCGUGUCCUGCGAGCUAAAAUGACUGGUUUUGUCAAAGGAGUCUGGUGGCUUUGAAGAGAGCAGAGAUGACGGCUUCAGAUUCCCGUCGUAAUGGGCAAUGCAACAAAAUGGGCAAUGGCAUAUUUUCAAGGUGUGAAAAUAUUCUAAAUAUAGCAUACAAUUAGACAGAUUUUUUAGGUGUCUAAAAUACAUUUAGCUGCGGCCCCCGUCCACAGCAACACUGUAGCUAAUACACCGACUAUGGAGCAGUAGCUUAUACAACCCCGUUAUCCUUUUAAGUUCAGUGCAGCGGUAGAAAGAAUCUGACGUGGAAAGGUUUCGGAGCAGUUACAGUAUAUUAUUGGGCAUACCUCCUAUGAAAUGUAUUCCACCGACUUGGACACUAACUUCCAGAAGAACAGCUCGUCUCCCUUCAAUGCUGUAAAGAGCUGCUCUCACCUACGCUAAACCUAAACUAGCGUGGCAGUGACGUUUACUUUGAACCACCAAGCAGGUGACGAAUACAGUGGUGGUUUUAUGUAUGACUGACACAGAUUCACAGAGGACUGUUAAAACUAUUGUUUAUUUUUUUUAGUGGGCUCAUCCUCAGUUAAUUUAUGUUUGUAUCAUUCAUUGCUGAUAUCGUGACUUGACAAAUACUGUGACCAUAUUGAUUUGUUUAGCUUCAAAUGUGUAUUCAUGUACAUUUUCCUAAAGUUAUUUACAACAACACUGUGCGUGUCCAACGGACCACGAGUUCAUGAAGGCUCUCGCUGCAUGUCAUCCAUCUGUACCCACAAUCAUCUGUUCACUAGUAGCUAAAUGUCAAAAUAACUCAGAAAUGCCAUAAUUUAUUUAUUUAUUUAUUUGCCAUGCAAUGUUUAUUAAAUUAAUAAUGACUUGA
Molecule: messenger RNA, 3933 nt
Organism: Sander lucioperca (pikeperch)
Lineage: Eukaryota; Metazoa; Chordata; Actinopteri; Perciformes; Percidae
Product: flotillin-2
Exons: 11
Coding region: 193-1479 (428 amino acids)
Biological process (GO): regulation of myoblast differentiation; protein localization to plasma membrane
Cellular component (GO): plasma membrane
Source: RefSeq, a predicted model, not a curated record